GUUCUGUGUACGUGCACCGCCAUCUUUAAUUUACCGGCAGCAUGGCGGAUGCUGCUGCCCGUCAGCUUCAAUAUGAAUACAAAGCGAACUCUAAUCUUGUACUUCAAGUCGAUCGGUCGCUCAUUGACCGGCGUGCCAGAGAUGAGGCCACGGGAGAAGUCAUGUCCCUGGUGGGCAAACUGGUGGGAACUAAGAUGGGAGAUAAAUCCAUGAGAACAAAACCACCACAGAUGGAAGAAAGGAAGGCAAAGCGGCGAAAGCGUGAUGAAGCUCAGCGGGACAUGUUGAAGAUGAAGGGUCAGUCCCUGUUGUCUGAGGGGAUAGAUGAGAUGGUGGGCAUCCUGUACAGACCCAAGACACCAGAGACCAGGCAGACUUAUGAAGUUCUGCUCAGUAUUAUGCAGAGUGCACUUGGAGAUCAGCCCAGGGAUGUAUUGUGUGGUGCUGCCGAUGAAGUCUUGGCUGUGUUGAAGAAUGACAGAAUGAAGGAUAAAGAGAGGAAGAAAGAAGUGGAGGCUCUCCUAGGGGAAAUGCAGGAGGAAAGGUUUGCUCUGCUGGUGAAUCUUGGGAAGAAGAUCAGUGACUGGGGCAGUGAAGAGAAGAUGCAGACAGAUGACAGCAUGGAAACAUUUGGUGUCAAUGUCCAGUUUGAUGAGUCUGAGGAGGAGGAUGAGGAGGAUGCUUUUGGUGAGGCACGAGGAGAGAGCGAGGAUGAAGAUGACGAGGGAGUUGAGGCACAUGUGGAUGCUACACUGGUUUCGAGUCUCUCUGUGGAAGGUGGUGCCAAGGCAGAGAAGGAGUUGCAUCCCAGAGAUAUAGAUGCCUUCUGGCUGCAGAGAAGUCUCAGGAAGUACUAUGAUGACCCAAUGGUGGCACAGGCCAAGGCUGGAGAAGUACUGGAAAUUCUAAAGAGCUCAUCUGAUGACCGUGAGGCAGAGAACCAGUUAGUGGUAUUGCUGGGCUUUAAUCAGUUUGAUUUCAUCAAAGUGCUGCGACAACAUAGACAAAUGAUCCUGUUCUGCACCAUGCUUGCUCAGGCCCAGAGCCAAGAGGAAAGAGCAAAAAUUGAGGAAAAGAUGAGCUCUGAUGCGAAUUUGUCGAAAAUUCUACACACCCUCCAGGAAACAGACAAAGAAGAUCUUGUCAGGGAGGAGAGAGAACGACGCCAAGCAAAAAGACAAACGAGAGUUGAUGCUGAUUUGGAGGCCAUGGAUACAGAUGAAAGACAGGAUGUUGGUAAUGUCCAGCUGCUUGACCUGGAGGACCUGGUGUUUGGUAUGGGCAGUCACCUGAUGGCCAAUAAGAGGUGCCAGCUGCCCGAUGGUUCCUUCAGAAAACAAAGGAAAGGUUAUGAAGAGGUCCAUGUGCCUGCCUUAAAGCCAAAACCUUACGAAAAUAAUGAGACCAGAGUUCCCAUUGAUCGCUUGCCCAAGUAUGCCCAGCCGGCAUUUGAAGGUUUCAAGAGUUUGAACAGAAUCCAGAGUAGGCUGUCCAAUGCUGCAUUGGAGUCGGACGAGAACUUGCUUGUUUGUGCACCAACGGGUGCUGGUAAGACUAAUGUUGCUCUGCUGACCAUCCUGAGAGAGAUAGGCAAACACAUCAACCCAGAUGGCACCAUCAACACUGAUGAGUUCAAGAUCAUCUAUGUGGCCCCCAUGAGGUCCUUGGUACAGGAGAUGACUGGGAGCUUUACCAAGAGGCUGAGUUCCUAUGGCAUCCAAGUGUCAGAACUGUCAGGGGAUCACCAGCUGAGCCGAGAGCAGAUCAUGGCCACCCAGGUGAUAGUGUGUACCCCAGAGAAGUGGGACAUCAUCACCAGGAAGGGAGGGGACAGGAUCUACACACAGCUGGUUAGGCUUAUGAUUAUUGAUGAGAUCCAUUUGUUGCAUGAUGAGAGAGGGCCUGUGUUGGAGUGUUUGGUGUCUAGAACAAUCCGCAAUAUUGAAACAACCCAGGAAGACGUGAGACUGGUAGGUCUCAGCGCCACACUGCCUAACUAUGAAGAUGUGGCCACCUUCCUGAGAGUGGACCCUGAGAAAGGACUUUUCUACUUUGACAACAGUUUCCGUCCUGUGCCUCUGGAACAGCAGUAUGUAGGUGUCACAGAGAAAAAGGCCAUUAAGAGAUUUCAGGUCAUGAAUGACAUUGUGUAUGAGAAGGUCAUGGAACAUGCUGGGAAAAAUCAGGUAUUGGUGUUUGUCCACUCUCGUAAAGAGACGGGCAAGACAGCACGGGCCAUUCGUGACAUGUGCCUGGAGAAGGACACUCUGAGUGCAUUCUUGAAGGAAGGCUCUGCAUCCACUGAGAUUCUGAGGAGGGAAGCUGAGCAAGUGAAGAAUUUGGAGUUGAAAGAUCUCCUUCCCUAUGGUUUUGCUAUUCAUCAUGCUGGCAUGACAAGAGUUGACCGCACCCUGGUGGAGGAUCUGUUUGCUGACCGUCACAUCCAGGUCCUGGUGUCCACAGCCACCCUAGCCUGGGGGGUCAACCUGCCAGCACACACGGUCAUCAUCAAGGGAACCCAGGUGUAUAACCCAGAGAAAGGAAGAUGGGUGGAACUGGGGGCCCUGGAUGUCAUGCAGAUGAUGGGCCGUGCUGGCCGUCCCCAGUAUGACACCAAGGGGGAAGGUAUCCUCAUCACCAACCACAGUGAACUGCAGUAUUAUCUCUCCCUCAUGAAUCAACAGUUGCCCAUAGAAAGCCAGUUCAUAGCCAAGUUGGCAGACAACCUGAAUGCAGAGGUUGUCCUGGGAACAGUGCAAACAGUGAAGGAUGCUGUACAGUGGUUGGGAUAUACAUACCUUUAUAUCCGUAUGUUGAGGGCCCCCACCCUGUACGGGAUAGCCCAUGAUGACCUAAAGGAUGACCCCUGGCUGGAGCAGAGGAGGAAAGAUCUGGUCCACACGGCAGCCAUGAUGAUAGAUAAAAAUAACCUGAUGAAGUAUGACAAGAAAUCUGGACAUUUUCAGGUGACAGAGCUUGGCCGUAUUGCCAGCUACUAUUACUGUACCAAUGACUCCAUGUCCACUUACAACCAGCUUCUGAAGCCUACACUUAGUGAGAUUGAACUGUUUAGAGUGUUUUCUCUGUCCUCUGAGUUUAGGAACAUCACAGUCAGAGAAGAAGAGAAGCUUGAGCUGGCCAAGUUGUUGGAGAGGGUACCUAUUCCUAUCAAAGAGAGCAUUGAGGAGCCCAGUGCAAAGGUGAAUGUGUUGCUGCAGGCCUACAUCUCUCAGUUGAAGCUGGAAGGGUUUGCCCUGGUGGCAGACAUGGUGUACAUCACCCAGUCAGCAGGGAGGCUGAUGAGGGCUCUGUUUGAGAUAGUACUCCACAGAGGCUGGGCACAGCUGGCUGACAAGGCUCUGGCUCUCUGCAAGAUGAUUGACAAGAGAAUGUGGCAGUCAAUGAGCCCACUUCGCCAGUUCAAGAAAAUACCAGAAGAGGUCAUCAAGAAAAUCGAGAAGAAGAACUUCCCCUGGGAGAGAUUCUACGACUUGGGCCACAAUGAAAUUGGAGAGUUGAUCCGUAUGCCCAAGUUGGGGAAAACCAUCCACAAGUAUGUCCAUCAGUUUCCAAAACUGGAGCUGGCGGUCCACAUCCAGCCCAUCACACGGUCCACUCUCAAGGUAGAACUGACCAUCACGCCAGACUUUCAAUGGGAGGAAAAGGUGCAUGGACACUCAGAGGCUUUCUGGAUAUUGGUAGAAGAUGUAGACAGUGAAGUGAUCCUUCAUCAUGAAUAUUUCCUACUCAAAAAUAAAUACGCACAGGAUGAACACAUAGUGAAAUUCUUUGUUCCUGUGUUUGAGCCGCUGCCUCCCCAGUACUUCAUACGGGUGGUGUCAGACAGAUGGAUAGGUGCCGAGACCCAACUCCCUGUCUCGUUCCGUCAUCUUAUCCUGCCAGAGAAGGUGCCGCCCCCUACAGAACUGUUGGACCUGCAGCCCCUGCCCGUGUCUGCCUUGAGGAACCCCCACUUUGAGCAGCUGUAUCAGGAGAAGUUCCAGUUUUUCAAUGCUAUUCAGACACAAGUGUUUAACACUGUGUACAAUGGAGAUGACAAUGUGUUUAUUGGUGCCCCUACUGGCAGUGGGAAGACCAUCAGUGCAGAGUUUGCUAUCCUGCGUAUGCUGACACAGAGUCCAGAGGGACGCUGCGUAUAUGUCACACCAAAGGAUGCACUGGCUGACCAGAUCUACGCAGACUGGCACAACAAAUUUGCUCUCCAGCUGGGAAAGAAGGUUGUUCAGCUGACAGGAGAGACUGCCACAGAUCUCAAGCUACUGGCCAAGGGUAACAUCAUAGUGAGUACCCCAGAGAAAUGGGAUGUGCUGUCCAGGAGGUGGAAACAGAGGAAGAAUGUCCAGAAUGUCAACCUCUUCAUUGUGGAUGAACUGCAUCUGAUUGGAGGAGAGGAUGGGCCUGUACUGGAAGUCGUCUGCUCCAGAAUGAGGUACAUUUCCUCGCAGAUAGAAAGAAACAUCCGUAUAGUUGCCCUCAGCUCCUCCCUGUCUAAUGCUAAAGACAUUGCUCAGUGGUUGGGCUGUAGCACAACUGGCACCUUUAACUUCCAUCCCAAUGUCAGGCCUGUGCCAUUAGAGUUGCACAUACAGGGUUUCAACAUCAGUCACAAUGCCUCUAGACUGAUGGCUAUGGCAAAGCCGGCAUACCAGGCAAUCAAUAGACAUUCCCCAAAGAAACCAGCUCUGGUGUUUGUGCCAUCUCGUAAGCAAACACGCCUGACCGCCAUUGAUAUACUGACAUUUGCCGCAGCAGACAGGCAGCCCAGCAGGUUCUUACAUGUAAAGGAAGAAGAUUUGGAGCCCUUCUUGGAGAAAUUAACAGACAAGACUUUAAAAGAGACGAUAAGCAAUGGAGUGGCCUAUCUCCAUGAGGGACUGACCGAAGUGGAGCGUAGGGUUGUGGAGCAGCUCUUCACCAGUGGCGCCAUACAAGUUGUUGUUGUUUCUCGAAGCUUGUGUUGGGCUCUUCAGGUUGUCAGCCACCUGGUGGUGGUCAUGGAUUCACAGUUCUAUGAUGGCAAGAUUCAUGCUUAUGAAGACUACCCUGUAACGGAUGUUUUGCAGAUGGUUGGACGGGCUAACAGACCUAAUGAAGAUGAUGCUGGAAAGGCUGUAAUUCUCUGUCAAAGCAGCAAGAAGGACUUCUUCAAGAAGUUUUUGUAUGAGCCUUUACCAGUUGAGUCUCACUUAGACCACUUCCUGCAUGACCACUUCAAUGCAGAGAUUGUCACCAAGACCAUUGAGAACAAACAGGAUGCUGUGGACUACCUGACUUGGACUUUCCUCUACAGGAGGAUGGCGCAGAAUCCUAACUAUUACAACUUGCAGGGUGUGAGCCAUCGUCAUUUGUCAGAUCACCUGUCUGAACUGGUGGAGAACACACUGCAUGACUUGGAACAGUCGAAGUGUAUCAGUAUAGAAGAUGAGAUGGACGUGUCACCUCUGAACUUGGGAAUGAUUGCAGCCUACUAUUACAUCAAUUACACCACAAUAGAAUUAUUCAGCAUGUCUCUAAAUAACAAGACAAAGAUCAAAGGUCUGAUUGAGAUCAUCUCCAAUGCUGCAGAGUAUGAUAGCAUUCCAAUACGACACAGGGAGGCCAAUAUUCUCAAACAGCUUGGAAGCAGGCUGCCCAACAAGAUCAAUAACCCCAAGUACACUGACCCCCAUGUGAAGACCAACCUCCUCCUCCAAGCUCACUUGUCACGUAUGCAGCUUCCUGCUGAGCUGCAGUCUGACACUGAAGAUAUUCUCACCAAGGCUAUCCGUCUGAUCCAAGCCUGUGUUGAUGUGUUGUCCAGCAAUGGCUGGCUGUCCCCUGCUCUAGCAGCCAUGGAGCUGGCCCAGAUGGUCACUCAGGCUAUGUGGGGCAAGGACUCCUACCUGAAGCAGUUGCCACAUUUUACUGCAGAAAUCAUCAAGAGAUGCCAAGAGAAGAACAUAGACACCGUGUUUGAUGUGAUGGAAAUGGAAGAUGAUGAGAGGAACACCCUCUUGAGUCUGUCAGAGACAGAAAUGGCUGAUGUGGCCAGGUUCUGUAAUAGAUAUCCCAACAUUGAAAUGACCUAUGAAGUGGAGGAGAAGGACAAUGUUAAGAGUGGAUCUCCAGUGAAUGUUGCAGUAACAUUAGAGAGGGAGGAUGAAAUUGCAGGCCCAGUGGUUGCUCCCUUCUUCCCACAGAAACGCGAAGAAGGCUGGUGGGUUGUAAUUGGUGACCCCAAGUCCAAUUCUCUGAUCUCCAUCAAACGCCUGACUUUGCAACAGAAGGCCAAGGUCAAGUUGGACUUCGUGGCACCCUCUCCUGGUAAACACAGUUACGUCCUGUACUAUAUGAGCGACUCCUACAUGGGCUGUGACCAAGAGUACAAGUUUAGCAUUGAUGUUGGCGAGGGAGAGAGUGGAAGCGAGGACAGUGGAAGUGAGAGCGAUUAAUUGACUUCGCACAGUGUAUUGGUUUGAUUACAUUAUGGAUAAGAUAUGUAAAGUACUUUGACCCAAGUGAUAACAAUAAUGGGAGUGUUUAAAGCAAGGAAAGACAUUAAAGAAUUUGAAUAUCAGCAGAAAAGCAUACAAUCCAAUCUGUUUGUAGCUUUUGAUAGAGGAACCAAUUAUUUAUACUAGAAGUUGAUGGCACUCUUAUCUCCAUCUUUUUGUUACAUUUUCUUAAAGGAAAUGGAUUACUAACUCCAAAAUGACAUUUCAUGUGUUUUAUGACAUGUACCUAUUCUUUAACAAAUCAAGUCUGAAUAAAUUUCAAUUGUAGACAAUACAAAUACAAAGCAAUUGACUGAUUUUGGAGUAAUGAAGUGAUCACUGUACAUUAUAGAUUUUUUUUGUAAAGAAUUGAAAAUAUUAAAACAUUAGUUUUAGAAAUUCAA
This is a messenger RNA of Lingula anatina, 6898 nucleotides long. RefSeq names its product U5 small nuclear ribonucleoprotein 200 kDa helicase. Gene Ontology annotation, cellular component: nucleus. NCBI's taxonomy places the organism in Eukaryota, Metazoa, Brachiopoda, Lingulata, Lingulida, Lingulidae. Gene Ontology annotation, molecular function: ATP hydrolysis activity; ATP binding; nucleic acid binding. Gene Ontology annotation, biological process: resolution of meiotic recombination intermediates. The record is from RefSeq and is a predicted model, not a curated record.